Anguilla rostrata (American eel) is the source of this 1504-nucleotide messenger RNA. RefSeq lists its product as uncharacterized. Bases 129 to 728 code for a protein of 199 amino acids. The transcript is spliced from 6 exons. The record is from RefSeq and is a predicted model, not a curated record. Lineage: Eukaryota; Metazoa; Chordata; Actinopteri; Anguilliformes; Anguillidae.
AGAGAGACCAUUCACUCCAACUACAGUAACUUUCUGCCAUUAAUCAUGCAAUGUAAGGCCUAGUGGAUUAUAGAUUCAAUGACCUAUAUCUGUUUUCCCAUGUAACACGUUGAGUUGGAUGAUAAGCAAUGUAUGAUCUUGCAGCUUUGCCUCAGGCAGUAGUGACCCUGGAUGAAGGAUGGAUGGGGGUCUUCAUCACUAAAGGCACUCUAGCAAUGAGGUGUGAGCUUCAGGGCUUUACUUCUGCUGACUGGAACUACACAUGGUACAGCGACGGAACACAGAUCUCACUAAACCACACUGGAGAGAGGCACACAGUGGGAUUCUGGGAUAGCUCCUCUGAUGGUGAAUAUAGAUGUAGUGGGAACAGGACAGACAGACCGUACUACUCCCUCAUCAGUGAAGGCUUCAUGCCAAGCAAUAUCAGGCUGUACUUUAUUGUGGCUCUUACUGGUUCUGUCAUAAUUUUCAUAACCCUGGUCGUACUGGCAGUCCAAUGCUCUAAGAAAUGCAGGACAUCAGGCCGAAUUAAAAAUCAGCCGGAUGGGGGCGAGUUUUACUCCAGGGUAAAUGCAGACUACAUCAGCGCAGAUCAUGGAUUACCAGCCAAUGCUGUAUAUGAGGAAAUAGACCCUGCCACAGAAACAGAAGGUUCUGAAGCAGUUGGGAAGCACAGUUUCUAUUCAGCCGUUCAGUUAAAACCAUUAAACCAAGGUCCUACUGCAUAAUUGGACACAGGGAUCCAUAUUCACUCAGUCUUACCUUCAUAUGUGAGGGAAUAUAUUCUCGCUAUAGGUACAUGCCACUAUAUCCUACUAUAUGUUUUCAUAUCAUAUGUAUUUUAAGGUCAAUAUGUUGCACAUUAAAUAAUGAUAGUUGAACCACCCUAUUCAUUUCCUGCUCUGAUUUUAUAGUUUCCACAGUAAUCCUGUAAAAUCUCCAAUACUCAUAGGUCCUGUGUUGUGGAAAAUUGUUGUUGAAGUUGAUGAAACUUGAUGAAAAUGCAUUAAAUAAUUUAAUAAGCUUCUUAUCCAGGAGUUCUCAACCCAGGUCCUGUGGGGCUAUACUGAAUCCCCCUUUUCAUUGCUACCCAGUGCUUAAUUGAUCAGUUAAAGUAGUUGACUACACAGUUAAUCCAACUCAUGUGGUUACUUGAAUCUAAAUUGGCUCCUGAAAACAGACAAUGGCACAGCCAGGCCUGGAUUAAUGCACAGGGUCAUCCAGGCAGUAGUACAGGUUGUCCUAGUCCCGAGGCCCAUUCAUCUUAAUUCGGCCCUGGAUGCACCCUGUUGAUCAACAGGACCUGGGUUGAGAACCCCUAAUUUAAAGUAAUCAAACCUUUCGUAUUUCUGUAAUUUUGUCAAUGUUUAAGAGUUGGCAUUUGCUAACUAGUAUUCUUUUCAUGUAUUUAGAGAUAUGGUUAAAUGAAAUAGCAUUGGGACAGUGGCACACUUUUUGUCAUUUUGUCUCUGUACUCCAGCACAAUAAAAAUAUGUAAAUAUGA